This is a messenger RNA of Nicotiana tabacum (common tobacco), 567 nucleotides long. Lineage: Eukaryota; Viridiplantae; Streptophyta; Magnoliopsida; Solanales; Solanaceae. The record is from RefSeq and is a predicted model, not a curated record.
AUGUACAAAGCUAUUAACUACACCACACUAACCCUGCUACCAAAGAUUGCAAACCCCAAUACUGUAAAGGACUAUAGCCCUAUAAAUUGUUUCACCAUAUUGUACAAGCUGGCUGUAAAGGUUCUUGCUGGGAGAUUACAAAAGAUCAUGAACUAUAUUAUCUCAGAGGCACAAGAAAGUUUCUUCCAUGGGAGAAGGAUUGCUGGUAACAUAAUCCUAGCACAUGAACUAGUUCUAGAAGGAUUGUCUUUCCCAGACAAGUUUAUCAAAUGGUUAAUGACUUAUGUAAGAACACUUAAUCAUACCAUCUUGCUUAAUGGGGAAUCUGUGGAGCCAUUUAAUGAUGCUAAAGGCCUAAGACAAGGAGAUCCAAUCUCUCCUUUCCUAGGUGACACAUCUCCAGUACAAAAACUUCAUGAGUGCUUCACAAUAUUCUCAACAGCUUCUGGACUACAAGAAAACUUAGCUAAGAGUUCCAUAUACUGUGGGGGAAUAGAGAGCAAGUUUAGAGAAGCAAUCUACCAGACUUUGGAUACUCUUAAGGACAACUGUCCUUUAAGUAUCUAG